AUAAUAUUGCAGUAAUAGAAAUCGGACUAUUCAAAUGUGAAAAAAGUUGAUUAAGUGCAUUUUAACAUAUUAUAAUGUUAACGAAGAAUAUCAGAAAGCUGAAGAAUCAUGAAGUACAAAUGAAAAAGGGAGCGGGCAAGCCUGCCGGAAUCUAAGUAAUAAAAUUGGAAAGUCCAUAAAUUUGGAGUGCCUUAAAUGAAGAAAGACAAUUAAUUGAAUAUUUUAUUCAAAUCGGAAGGCAUGUCUAUUUGAGCUUGGCAGGCACAAAAAAGAGCAUACACAAAGAUGGGCUCUCCGAUAAGGCCUAGGCUAAAUAAGAAAAAUUAAAGGCUAUUUUUUAAAACCAAAGUACUUACUCCUAUUUAGAGCAUGUUGCUCGAAGUUUGUUUAAUUGGAAAUGUAAGAAACUUGCGGUCGUUUAUUUUUUCAGAAAUAAUCGAUUAGAUAAGGUUAAAUAUGAAAAAAUACCCCUUAAAAAUGAGAAAUGGAAUUUAAUUGUUAAGAAUAUCAAAUUCCUUUUGAAUGAAUCGUUUUAUUUUGAACUAAUUUCACUUCUAAAUAUGUUUGAGUUGAAUUACACUACAGAACAAAUCGCUGAAAAGUUGAUUGAAAAGUCUAAAAAUUUGGAUUAAGUGCCUCAGAUUGUUUAAAAUUUCUUCAUACUUUUGAAUAAGGAAAAACGUAUUGACCAAAUGAUAGAAGGAACUAGCUGUACACAACUUGAAAUACUAAAAAGAAUAUAUUUGAAUUCCUUACAAGAGCACAAAGAUUAUCUUUAUGAAAUAAUAGAAAAAAUCAGAUAGAUAAUGUGUGCGAGUUGGAUGCCCCAAUAUACACAGCAAUACGAAAGUGUUAACCAUGAGGUUUAGAGAUCCUUCCUCAACGAUGAAAGCAACCUCUUUUACUAAAUUGAUUAGGAAUGA
Paramecium octaurelia is the source of this 923-nucleotide messenger RNA. The record is from the annotation of a GenBank genome assembly. Lineage: Eukaryota; Ciliophora; Oligohymenophorea; Peniculida; Parameciidae.